GAAGGGGCAGGGGUGCUGGUGAUUUAGGGAAGGAUCUCGAUUUUGGGGUGAUGUUGCAGGAAACGAAGAGCCUGUGUCAGCCAGGGGAGGGAGAGUACAUCGUCCCAAACUUUAUUAGCUGCCUACUCUUCAUCUGGGAAGCACAGGUACAGGCCGAGGCAUGAUCCGAAUCCACAUCUUGGAGGGAAAGGCUUUUGUGUGGAAUGCUGCUGAUGCGCGGAGAUUGCGGGAGGAGCAUCGUAUUGUCGGCACACUGGUUGGAGCGUUAGCUCGGAAGCCGCGGCAGAAUGUGCGGCUGGGGCUGCCCCUGCAGCUGCUCCCGGAAGAGGUCCGGUUACUCGCAGAAAAGGGGUUGGCAGCCUUGUUCAAAAACGCAGCAUCCCAACCCCUUCGAGAUGAUAAAAGCCAGGAUCCUUCAGCCCUUGAGGAGGCGGCCGCCUACCAAAACGAGCAAGAGGAGAGCUAUCAGGAGCAGGUUCGGCUGGCGGCUGAAGAGAGGAAAGCUGUGCUGGGUACUCUUGCGGAACGUAUAGCCCAGGGCCGAGCAAAGAAACGGCGGCAGGAAGAGGGAGAUCCUCCUGCAGAACCGGAAUCCACCUUUGUGCUUCCUCGACAAUCUAUGAUGGUCCAGCUCCCAACAGAACGAGUACAUCCAGGCCCAGAAGAAGAGGUGGACUGGCAUGUCCAAUCCCAAGACUGGCCUUAUGCUGGACAGGAGGACCACGAGCUACGUUACCGCAUUUUCCAGAAUCUUUGGGAACGGGGCUACUACGUCACCAGUGGGAGCAAAUUUGGGGGUGACUUCCUUGUUUAUCCAGGUGACCCCAUGCGUUUCCAUGCCCAUUACAUUGCCCUGUGUGUCUCUAAAGACACCCCUCUCUCCCUGUGUGAUGUCGUCAGCGCAGGACGCCUCGGCACCAACGUGAAGAAGACGGUGCUGCUGUGUUCGGUGGACCAGGAUGGGAGUGCAGUCUUUACGUCCUUGCAGUGGAGUGGGAUGCAGUGAGAACAGGAUGCCAGUGGUGAUUUAGGGUUGCCGUUCCAAC
This is a messenger RNA of Podarcis raffonei (Aeolian wall lizard), 1046 nucleotides long. It is a transcript of the gene TSEN34, whose product is annotated as tRNA splicing endonuclease subunit 34. Bases 161 to 1006 code for a protein of 281 amino acids. Gene Ontology annotation, molecular function: nucleic acid binding; tRNA-intron lyase activity. Gene Ontology annotation, biological process: tRNA splicing, via endonucleolytic cleavage and ligation; tRNA-type intron splice site recognition and cleavage. The record is from RefSeq and is a predicted model, not a curated record. Lineage: Eukaryota; Metazoa; Chordata; Lepidosauria; Squamata; Lacertidae. Gene Ontology annotation, cellular component: tRNA-intron endonuclease complex. The transcript is spliced from 5 exons.